GGGUGCCUGUUGCUGCUGCUGCUGCUGCUGUUACUGCUGCUGCUGUUGCUGCCGCUGCAGCCGCCGGCGGCAGAAUUGAUUGCAUCGUAAGAGGAGCAGGAGGACGCAGAGGGGCUCGAGAGCGGAGUGGAGCCUGCCCCGCAGGAUGGGCAGAAAGCUCGAGCCCUCCUCUCUUCCCUUCUCGCCUGGAGCUGGUCCACGGGGGCUGUCGCGGGGAACCUGCCCGACUCUAGUCCUGCUCCUGUCUCUGAGCCGCGCGGGGGAAGGCAGCAGAAUUCUAUGUCAGAAGUAAAAGAUUUGCUUUAAAAAAAAAGAAAAAGAGAAAAGAUUGAUUCAUCUGAAAUAAAAAAACCAGUGGUGACUCUCUGCAGUCUCCAAGACUUUUCUAAGAUGGAACCCAUAACGUUUACAGCCAAGAAAUAUCCAUUUCCUAGUGAGAUCUCAGUAGACUUCAGCCUUCAGCUGGUGGGCUCAUUACCUGUACAUUCUCUGACUACCAUGCCCAUGUUGCCUUGGGUAGUAGCAGAGGUCCGAAGACUCAGUACGCAGUCCUCCAAAAAAGAGCCUGUCGUCAAUCAAAUCCGCCUCUGUGUUUCUCCUUCCUGCCUCAAGUGUGAGCCCGACCCUGGGAAGAGUCAGCAGUGGGAUCCACUGAUCUGUUCCAACAUUUUUGAGUAUAAGCCCCAGCAGGUCCACAAACUGAUUCAUAAUAGCCAUGAUCCAAGUUACUUUGCUUGUCUGAUUAAGGAAAAUGCAGCAAGCCAGCAGAGUAUCUGUUAUGUUUUCAAGGCCGAUGAUCAAACUAAAGUGCCUGAGAUCAUUAGCUCCAUUAGACAAGCUGGGAAGAUUGCUCGCCAGGAAGAAUUUCAUUCUCAAUCUGAAUUUGAUGAUACAUUUGCCAAGAAGUUUGAAGUACUGUUCUGUGGACGAGUGACUGUGGCCCACAAAAAGGCCCCUCCAGCGCUAAUCGAUGAAUGUAUUGAGAAAUUUAAUCAUGUUAGCUGUGGCAGAAAAGCUGAGUUGGACUUACUGUCCCAGAAUUCUGAAGCUCUAAAUACUUUGGGAGGGUUUUCCUUAACUGAUAAGUUCCGAUCUGUCUUCCAACCAGGAGGCAAUGUGGAACAAGACAGAAAACCAAUUAGGAAAUCUUUUUCUCAACCUGGAUUGCGUUCUUUGGCUUUUAGGAAGGAGUUUCAAGAUGCAGGCCACAGAAGUAGUAGUUUUUUUGGUGGCUCUUUUGAGGAAAAUGACAUUCAAAGCCAUCUGAUCAGUGGACAUAAUAUUGUGCAGCCAACAGAUAUUGAAGAGAAUCGGACUAUGUUAUUCACGAUUGGCCAGUCAGAAGUUUACCUCAUCAGUCCUGACACCAAAAAAAUAGCAUUGGAGAAAAACUUUAAGGAGAUUUCCUUUUGCUCUCAGGGAAUUCGACACGUGGAUCACUUUGGAUUUAUCUGCAGAGAGUCUUCUGAAAAUGGAGGUUUUCAUUUUGUUUGCUACGUUUUUCAGUGUACAAAUGAAGCCUUGGUUGAUGAAAUUAUGAUGACUCUGAAACAGGCUUUCACUGUUGCAGCAGUGCAGCAGACCUCCAAAGUUCCAGUUCAGCAGUGUGAAGGAUGCCCUAUGCAAUGCCUGCACAAACUUUGUGAAAGAAUAGAAGGGAUGUCUUCUUCCAAAACUAAGCUGGAGCUCCAGAAGCACCUCACAACACUAAAUAAUCAAGAACAAGCAAUGAUUUUUGAGGAGGUUCAGAAAAUAAGGCCAAGAAAUGAGCAAAAGGAGAAUGAACUGGUUAUUUCUUUCCUGAGAUGUUUAUAUGAAGAAAAGCAAAAAGACCACAUUCAUAUUGGAGAAGGAAAGCAGGCAUCACAGAUUUCAGCAGAGACUAUUCGAAAUGAAUUACCAACCAGUGCCACUCGGUUUAGGCUUGAUAUGCUGAAAAGUAAAGCAAAGAGAUCAUUGACAGAGUCUCUAGAAAGUAUAUUAUCCCGGGGCAGUAAAGCCAGAGGGUUGCCAGAACAUUCUGGGGGUGUGGAUUUGGACAGCUCUAUGUCGAGUACAUUAAGUAACACCAGUAAAGAGCCAUCUGUGUGUGAAAGAGAGACUCCACCCCUCCCAGAAGGUUCUUUCAGGCACCUGGGAUCCUCAGUUGACCUCUCCAGUGACUCAGAGAGCCACUUGACUGAAGACCCUGCUCAGCUGUCGCCUCGACAGGAGUUCAGAAGGCGAGCAAACACUUUGAGUCAUUAUCCUCUCGAAUGUCACAAGUCCCCAGAGCCUCCAGAGGCAUCACCGAGUGUUCCACAAAGGAAACUUAUGAGGUAUCACUCAGUGAGCACAGAGACUCCUCAUGAGCGAAACCUGAACCCAGCUGUUGAUGAUUCUAAAAGCUGCUCAGGUCAGCCUUCUGCUCCUGCUCUCCCACCUCCUCGUCUUAAUCCCUCAGCCUCCUCACCAAAUUUUUUUAAAUACCUAAAACAUAAUUCAAGUGGAGAACAAAGUGGGAAUGCUGUGCCAAAGAGCAUCUCCUAUCGUAAUGCCCUGCGGAAAAAACUUCAUUCUUCUUCCUCUGUGCCAAAUUUUCUAAAAUUUUUGGCUCCUGUAGAUGAAAAUAACACCUCUGACUUUAGGAACGCAAAAAGGGACUUUGAAUCGAAGACACACCACCAUGAUAGUAACAGUGAGAACCCUUUGAAGACCCGGCGGCAUUCGUGGAGGCAACAGAUCUUCCUUCGAGUGGCAACUCCACAGAAAGGGUGCGAUUCUCCUAGCAGAUAUGAAGAUUAUUCAGAACUGGGGGAUCUUCCCCCUCGUUCACCAUUGGAGCCAGUUUGUGAGGAUGGUCCCUUUGGCCCUGUAGUAGAGGAGAAGAAACGAACAUCCCGAGAACUCCGGGAGCUAUGGAAGAAGGCAAUUCUACAGCAGAUUCUGCUGCUCAGGAUGGAGAAGGAAAACCAGAAACUGCAAGCUUCUGAAAAUGAUUUGUUAAAUAAACGCUUGAAGCUUGAUUAUGAAGAAAUCACUCCUUGUCUUAAAGAUGUAACUUCAGUAUGGGAAAAAAUGUUAAGUACACCAGGAAGGUCAAAGAUUAAGUUUGACAUGGAAAAAAUGCAUUCAGCUGUUGGGCAAGGAGUACCUCGUCAUCACCGUGGUGAAAUAUGGAAAUUCUUAGCAGAGCAAUACCACUUGAAACACCAGUUUCCAAGUAGUAAACAGCAGCCAAAGGAUAUUCCAUAUAAAGAACUCUUAAAACAGCUAACCUCCCACCAGCAUUCAAUUCUUAUUGACCUAGGACGUACGUUCCCAACACAUCCAUACUUUUCGGCGCAGCUGGGAGCCGGACAGCUGUCACUCUAUAAUAUUCUGAAGGCCUAUUCACUCCUAGACCAAGAAGUUGGAUAUUGCCAGGGUCUGAGCUUUGUGGCAGGUGUUUUGCUUCUUCAUAUGAGUGAAGAGGAUGCAUUUAAAAUGUUGAAAUUUUUAAUGUUCGACAUGGGACUCCGGAAACAGUACCGACCAGACAUGAUUAUUUUACAGAUCCAGAUGUACCAGCUCUCCAGACUCCUUCAUGAUUACCACAGAGACCUCUACAGUCACCUGGAAGAACAUGAGAUCGGCCCCAGUCUCUACGCUGCCCCCUGGUUUCUCACCAUGUUUGCAUCACAGUUUCCAUUAGGAUUUGUAGCCAGAGUCUUUGAUAUGAUCUUUCUUCAGGGAUCAGAAGUCAUAUUUAAAGUGGCUUUAAGUCUACUAGGAAGCCAUAAACCCUUGAUUCUGCAACAUGAAAACUUAGAAACCAUAGUAGAUUUUAUUAAAAAUACACUACCAAAUCUGGGCUUGGUGCAAAUGGAAAAGACCAUAAAUCAGGUGUUUGAGAUGGACAUCUCCAAGCAGUUACAAGCUUAUGAAGUUGAAUACCAUGUGCUUCAGGAUGAACUCAUUGAUUCUUCUCCGCUCAAUAGCAGCCAAAGAAUGGAUAAGUUAGAAAAGACUAACAGCAGCUUACGUAAACAGAACUUUGACCUCUUAGAAGAACUGCAGGUGGCAAAUGGGAAGAUCCAAAGCCUUGAAGCCACCAUUGAGAUUCUCAUGGCCAACGAGAACAAACUGAAACAGACAGCUUUGGCUUUAGAACUGGAAAGAUCAGCCCUUCUGCAGACGGUGGAGGAGCUACAGAAAAAAGCAGCUGAGCUGGGGAAUGGAGAUCCUAGUCUUGCCAAGCCAGAGCUCACAGAAGACAACUAAUGGCCGGCUGCCCUUAGUGAUUGGAUGAGCUCCCCCCUAAAAAAGGGACAAGGGAAAAACUACCUAGUCAGCAUCACCAUGAGGGCUUUCGCACCAUCUGCACGAAUGUCCAUGCCUUAGCCAAGUGAGACAGACAAGGGAAUUGGAUGUAGUAGAGAGAAACAUGUUUCUCAGGGAGGAAACUCUUGCUUUUGUUAUCAUGGAAAGUCUUGCCUAAAACAAAUGCAGUUUUUUAAAAAAGUUGGGAGGAGGAGAGAUGUUCAAUUACUUUUUUUCCUUCUUAGUCCCUAAAUCUUCUAUAUCCCCAUCCAUGCCGUUUACUAUACUCUAAAGAUUUAGAUAGCCCUUUGAUAUGAAUAAAUGCACUUUUAUGUUAUAAUGUAUUCCUGCAUUGUACUUCAGUACCCCCACAUGCAAAAUAAUAUGCAAAAUGCGGUUUUUCCAAAAUAAGACGGGAUGGAGGUGCUUCCUUUGGUGGGGAUCAUGGUGGAUCAGCCCUUGGAAGUAGUUUUCUGUGGUCAAACCCUUGGCAUCACUCAUGGGGUAACUCUUCUCCUGAGCACAUCUGGGGCACUGUUCAUCCAUGUUAUAAAUGACAGACAACCUUUGGAGCUGUCUGAGGUUAUUUGUGAAACUCCAGAAUCUUAGGUUUGAUUGUUAAUCCUUCAUAUUUGGGGGGAGGGAUUUUUUUUUUAUAAACAUAUUUUAUUAAAGGGUUUUUGUUGUUGUUGUUGACUGUUAAUCCUCUAUCCCUUUAGUACUGCUGACCAACCUAGAUGAUGAUUUCGUUUCAUGGAAAUAGCAUAAUUUUAGAGUCUGCCAAAUACUUCUGACUUUGCCAAAUGUAUCUGACAUUUACAGCUUUGUGUAGUGGGUUUAUCUCCAUAUUGUAAAGUGUCAUUUAUUUAUUUAUGCAUGGCUGUACCAUGUGAUACAGCCUAAUGCCCCUGCAUUUAUGUGUAUUUCAUUCCUUGGAAAACAGUAUUCUCAGAUAUUUUCAGACAUAAUAGGGAACUCAAUUGCCUUUUAAGCGUACCACAAUUAUUAUAAUAAUAAUUUAACAUUCACAUAGCCCUUCAUGGUUUACGAAGUACUUUCCCAUGACAUUGUCCUGUUAGACAGUUAACAUUAUGAGUGUUAUUCCCAUUUUAAGUAUGAGGAAACUGAGACUCAGAAAAGUUCAGUGAUUUGCCUAUUGUCACAGAACUAGUAAUCUUCAGAAUCAGGACUUAAAUUGAAUUCUCCUGACUACAGGUUCAGUAUACUUGCCACCAUACUAUACUAUCUCUCCUGCCUGUACUACUUCUCCCCCCUACCCCAAUGUAACAAAAUAAAAUGACGUUAGAUAUAUGUCUUCCUUAAAGUAUACCUUUCAACUUAGUCUCUGUGUUGCAAAGGACUCCUUCACAUUGCAAAAGUAAUUCUCAGGAUAAAAAUAUACUUUGUGUGAAAAUGCCCAUGGAAACUUGAUUAUUUUAAUAUCACAUAGGGUCUCCCAAAGACUUAUCUUUAAAAAAAAAAGUAUUGACUAUAAAAUAAAUAAAGCAUUAAGUUUGAGGAGGGACAGUGGAAGUUUAAAUCACUUCCCUUUUUUGUUUUAAUGUAUAUAUAAUUUAUAUUUGAUCCUUACAUUUUGAAAGCACAGCACAUCUCUCCUGUGCCAGAGAGGAGUCCUUCUGACUCUCCCUGGGUCAAUUGGAAAAGAACCUUUAGAGAAAAAAGCCUGGGGUAUUAAAAAAAAAAAAGAGUUGCAGACUUGGACUCAUUGUAGAUAUUGCGUACCUGCCAUUUCAGUAAGAGACAGAAGUUUUGUUCCUUCUGCUCUCGUCCUCCUGAGAAAACUCCCAGGAGUCUGUUCCUACUGGGGGCUUCUUUCCCCAUUAUUCAUUUUAUGCUCUGAAUGUAAUAUCCAGUCAUUUUGAUACCCCACUACUCAAGUACAUUGACUUUAGGUUAAGGAAACAAUAAAACAAUGAACCAUUCUCA
Molecule: messenger RNA, 6228 nt
Organism: Vombatus ursinus (common wombat)
Lineage: Eukaryota; Metazoa; Chordata; Mammalia; Diprotodontia; Vombatidae
Gene: TBC1D1
Product: TBC1 domain family member 1
Exons: 22
Coding region: 391-4242 (1283 amino acids)
Source: RefSeq, a predicted model, not a curated record